This is a messenger RNA of Kwoniella shivajii, 3720 nucleotides long. RefSeq lists its product as uncharacterized. Lineage: Eukaryota; Fungi; Basidiomycota; Tremellomycetes; Tremellales; Cryptococcaceae. The transcript is spliced from 3 exons. Gene Ontology annotation, biological process: phosphatidylinositol phosphate biosynthetic process; inositol phosphate biosynthetic process. The record is from RefSeq and is a predicted model, not a curated record. Bases 1 to 3720 code for a protein of 1239 amino acids. Gene Ontology annotation, molecular function: inositol hexakisphosphate kinase activity. Gene Ontology annotation, cellular component: nucleus; cytoplasm.
AUGCCUUCCCCUUCUAUCCCUCACUCAAUCACAAAUCCCAAUUCCCACUCAUCUCCUUCGAAACAUGGACAUGGCCUUUUUCAUUCCCAUUCACAUAACCAUACCCAUGGUCAUCAUAUACCACUAGUGCAAAGGCAUUCGUCCAGCUCCAAUCCGCAAUCUCCCCCUUCACCUUCACCUACCAAGUCACCCAAGAAGAAUCCUGGUUUGACGCUGCGAACGGAUUCGCCUACAAAGCCCAAUGAUUUUAAGCUGCAAAGAGCGAAAAGUAAAGGGAAGGAGAAGGAGAGCAAUGUGAAGAAAGAGAAAGAAAGGCUGAUCAGGGAGAUCGGUAGUGCGACUAUCAGCCUUCGUGCCGGUAUAGUCAACAGUCUGGUGAACGGCGAAGAUGAUGGCGAGGUUCCAGGUUCUUCAAAGCUCCAAAGCGCUCGAUUCAUCAGUUCAACGUCAAAUGGUGAAGACGUCCUUUCUCCGACCCUUAGCCGUACUCGUAAACCUCGUAGUAACUCGUUACACUAUCCCUCGCAGUCAACUAAUCUGGACCGGUCAUUCUACCUUCCCCACUUUUCGACGGAUCAACAGUACUCCCUUAAACCUGCGUCACCGUCCGCUAUACCGUUAGAACUGGGUCUGGGUGGUGACUUCGAUGUAUCAUUCGGGGAUGCUAUCCGUCGUGGUGUAGGAGGGGAGGAAAUGCCGCUCCCAAAAGAAGCACUGAGGGUUUUAUGCGAAGCCAAAGAGAAUCUUGGACUGGGUAGCGGUGUCAAACAGGGCAGAAAAGGAAGUAUGGGUAUGGGAUUGUUCAAAGAGUCUCGCGAAGCAGUUCCGACCAGGAAGAGUAGAGAAAAGCAAAAAGAGAAGGAAAAGGAUUAUGCAGUUGCAGAAGAGGGACAAUUGGAGAUGCCAUCAUCGUCACUGCCUAGGAAAGAUUCAAGGUCAAGGUCGCGAGUAACCACUACAGCUACCAAAGCUACUGCACUGCCAAUAACUGUUGAGGAGAGUAGUUAUCAAAAUCUUCGUCACACAAUAAGUGCGGGAGCCAGUCCGAACUCUAGCAUACCUGGUACACCGGUACCAAUACGAGGACCAUCCCGACAACAAGAGUCGUCGCCCGAGGACGCAUCGGUGGCAGAACCUGAUAUAUCAACGUCAUUCCCAACCGCUUCAUCUUUAUCAAGGCAUCGCUCUCUUGACGUGGACGAUUCGACUUACAACUCCCCUUAUGAAGACGACGGUGAUUCCGGAUGGACCACCACCAGCACAGAAUCAUUGUUGAGCGAAGCAAAUGAUCAAGAAUGGAGUUCCGACGGUCAGGGUGAUGAUACAGAGGGAACAGAUGAUGGUCUGACCGUACCACUGCAGCCAUUCGAUCAUGCUGUAGGAGGUCAUAGCAGCAUUUACAAAUUCACAAGACGAGCUGUGUGUAAGCCACUGGUCAGUCGGGAGAAUCUGUUCUAUGAAGAAGUGGAACGACUUGCUCCAGCUCUACUUGCGUUCAUUCCCAGAUACCUUGGAGUCAUGCUUGUCAAUUAUCGCCGUCAAAUGAAGGCACCCACGGAAGGUUCGAUGACGCCGCUCGACUCCCCUAAGACAGUGGUCGACUCUCCUUCCGGAUCUCACCCCUCAACUCCAGGUCUUGGCAGUCGACCGAUGCUUCAUCCAUCUUCGACCAAUUUAUCCGCAUACUCGUCUCGCAGCGUGCCCGGGAUGGAGGUACCGGAAGUGUCGUUGGAUUUCAACCGUCACGUCGUCCCAGAUUGGCUGUUCAGAAAGGAUGAAAGAGGGAGGACAAGAACUGGUAAGGCAUACGGGACUUCUGACGAAGAUAGUUCCAGGCGGACUUUGAGACCGUCUUCUGCUAGAUCACAAGAGUUUGUCAGAUACGGUUCUCACUCGCCUUCAAACUCGUGGCAAAGCUCCAUCCUAGGUGGAUCUCCCCACCUCAGAGGAAAUCCUCUAUCCGCACCCACUGUAUCUCGACCAAUACAAGAGAGAGAGGAGCAUACGACGCCUGCUCCAUCACCUUCAACCUCUUUCAUGCAACAACAUCUUCAUCAUACUAAUUCAACUCCUACCCUACCCUCAAGGAUUAGCAGAGAGUCUCACUUUUCUUCCUUCAAUCACAGUGAAACCGGGGGGUCUGGCAGCGGAUACAAUUCACCUCAUCCAUUUGGUGGGACGGGUUCAACCACUGUCAAUACGAAGCUCAAGGAUCAUGUUUUCGCUACUAUCCUCAAGAAACUCCGAAAGAAGGGAAUGGGUCUACAUCGACACGACGAUGAGGCGGAUGAAGCGGAUGAUGAGUACGGUGGUAGUAUAAGGUCAGCGGGUAGAAAAUCACGGGGAAGGACGCAACGGAACGCUUUCGAAAGUGAAGGAAGCACGGAUCUUCGUUCAGGCGCUUUACACGAAGGGGAUGAGGGAAUCAGACGCACAAAGAGCGAUAUCAUUCUGACUGAUAGACGAAGUACCAGAGGUCAGAGGGAAGACAGUAUCGAAAGAGGCAUAUUCGACAUGGAAGACGUUCAUGAUAACACCGAAUCGGGUUUAGAGAUGAAAAGGAAACCGAGAGUUUCUCUUGGAAACGGUCUGCAUCGAAUGACUGCAGUUGAAACACCUGAACCUCCACCUUGUUCUCCGUCGACCUCGACAAUGCCUCAAAGUGCUAUAUCACAUCCGUCUAUCCCGCCUUCGCCGUCCGUUCAGGCUGAGGAGAUUGCACGCUCAGAGCUAUUCAUUUUCAUGGAAGACCUUACCGGUCGUCUCAAACACCCUUGCGUAUUAGAUCUCAAGAUGGGUACAAGACAAUAUGGGUACGAUGCUACACCGCUCAAGAAAAGGAGUCAGAGGAAGAAGUGUGAUACGACGACCAGUAGAACGCUAGGUGUGCGGAUGUGUGGUAUGCAGGUAUGGAAUAACGAUGCUCAAUCGUUUGUGUCACGCAACAAAUAUCGAGGACGCGAAAUGAAGACAUCCGACUUUCCAGGAGUCCUACGAUCUUUCCUCUCUGAUGGCGACAACCUGCUCAUCGACCAUAUUCCUGUUAUCGUACAAAAACUUCACAACCUCGCAGCUAUCAUGCUCCAGCUUGAUGGGUUUCGGUUCUACGGGUGCAGUCUCCUGCUCAUUUACGAUGGUGACAAAGAAACUCAAGAUCAUUAUCGACAACAGCUGAGAGGCGAAGAUGGAAUGGAGACCAUAGGGGAAGCAGCGGAAGAUGAAUGGGCGGAGCACCGCCACCGGCCUAUCAAGCGAGCCGAUCAAAAUGUAGAAACCCCACAUAACGAUCGUCGCAGUCGAUCAGCGGAUAUCCACACUUCGCAAUCUCGCAAACCCCAAGGUCACUCUCGCGUCCGAGGAUCACAGCAUUCUCAUCAUCGCAAAAUCCGAGGGGAAGUUAACAUUCGGGUCGUCGACUUUGCACAUACGACUACCGGCCAGGAUUUCGUUCCUUUUCCUCGAGACCACUUUGAUCCGCCCGAUCUGGGAAAAGGGUAUGACACCCAAUUUGACGAAGCGACCGGUCUCACUAUGGCGAGAUUCCCGCCAAAGCAUAGAUAUCAACCUGAUAUGGGCUUCAUUUUCGGAUUGAAAAACGUUUGUGAGACUUUGACGAGUAUAUACGAUUCGUCGAUGGGCCAUAAUGGAAUGGCUAUUAAGGAAAAUCGGGAUGUUUUUGAGCAAGCCUUUGGGAUUCAUGAAGCGGAUUUCAGCACAUAA